CUUGAUUCUUAUUGGCUCCGAACAUUCUUCGUCUCUAUACCCAUCUCAUUGACAACUCUCAGAGCACGAGUGAAGCCGAGUCAUAGCAAGACGCUUUUCAACUCAGAGAGCUACUGGUCUUUUAUCAGAAGACUGUCAUUGACAAAGUCAUUCAUUUCUACAACUCCACCAUGCCUGCCCCAAAAUCUCCACCCCGAACUCUUUACGACAAAGUCUUCGACGACCACGUCGUGUAUUCAGGAGAGGGCGACACUUUACUCUACAUCGAUCGUCAUCUCGUUCACGAAGUCACCUCUCCGCAAGCUUUUGAGGCUCUGCGAAAUGCUGGAAGACAAGUGAGAAGGACAGAUUGCACCUUGGCCACGGUCGACCAUAACAUUCCUACUGUGUCUCGAAAGAAUUUCAAAAAUGUCUCAUCCUUCAUCGGCGAGGCGGACAGUCGGGCUCAAGUCGUCGCUCUGGAAGAGAAUGUAAAAGAGUUCGGUCUGACUUACUUCGGAAUGGACGACAAGCGUCAAGGAAUCGUCCACAUCAUUGGUCCCGAGCAGGGUUUCACUCUACCGGGAACUACCGUUGUCUGCGGCGACUCCCAUACAUCGACUCAUGGCGCAUUUGGCGCUCUUGCAUUUGGAAUCGGUACCUCCGAAGUCGAACAUGUGCUCGCUACGCAGACUCUUCCGCAGGCAAAAUCCAAAAACAUGCGGAUCUCUGUCGAUGGAAAGCUCGCCGAAGGUGUAGGAUCAAAAGACAUUGUGCUGCAUAUCAUCGGCCUCAUUGGUACGGCUGGAGGCACGGGAUGCGUCAUCGAAUUCGCAGGGUCUGCCAUUCGAGCGCUGAGCAUGGAGGCUAGAAUGUCCAUCUGCAACAUGUCCAUUGAAGGUGGUGCUAGAGCUGGAAUGAUCGCCCCAGAUGACAUCACUUUCGAGUACCUCAAAGGCAGGCCUCUCAGUCCUCGAGAUGACGAAGAGUGGGACAAGGCCGAAGCGUAUUGGAGAACCCUCAAGACCGAUGCUGGCGCAAAGUACGACGUCGAGGUGGAAAUCAAGGCAGAGGACAUCAUACCCACAGUGACUUGGGGAACCUCACCACAAGACACUGUUCCUAUCAAUGGUGUCGUCCCAAAUCCCGAGUCUUUCCCAGAGGACAAACGAGGAAAUGUCGUCCGGUCUCUCGAAUACAUGGGCCUCACUCCUGGGACCCAGAUGGAGGAAGUGAAGAUCGACAAAGGAUUCCUUGGAUCCUGCACAAACGGCCGAAUUGAAGAUCUUCGAUCAGCCGCUCGUGUCAUCAUCGCAUCCGAGAAGAAUGGGGGACCCAACAAGGUUGCCGAUGGUGUCUACGCUAUGAUUGUCCCCGGAUCUGGACUGGUCAAGCAGCAGGCAGAGGCUGAAGGCCUGGACGUUAUAUUCAAGAAGGCCGGAUUUGAUUGGAGAGAAGCUGGAUGCUCAAUGUGUUUGGGAAUGAAUCCUGAUCAGCUCAAGCCCCAGGAGCGUUGCGCUUCAACAUCCAACCGAAACUUUGAAGGUCGACAGGGUGCCGGCGGGAGGACGCACUUGAUGAGUCCCGCCAUGGUCGCAGCCGCUUGUCUCACGGGUCGACUGACCGAUGUGCGCAAACUGAUGGGAACCCAAAUCGGCGAGGACGGUGGGCUCAAGAUCACAUCCUACUUUGAUUACCUCACACCGGUCACUGUUAGUGCUCUGCCUGAGCACCCGACAGAGGUCAAGCCUGAAGGACAAACCCCUGUCCAGGCCGCUGCUGCCGCUUCGGCUGGUCUACCGAAACUUAACAUUGUCAAAGGUAUUGCGGCUCCAUUCUGGCAGUCGAAUAUCGAUACCGACAAGAUCAUCCCCAAGCAGUUCCUGAAGACCCUACUGAGGACUGGUCUUGGUUCGGCUCUCUUUCAUCCGAUCCGAUAUGAUCCUGCGACUGGAGAAGAGGAUCCUGAAUUCGUGCUCAACAAGGAGCCGUUCAGGAAUGCAAGUAUCUUGAUCUGCAAAGGUCCCAACUUCGGAUGUGGAUCUUCCCGAGAACACGCGCCUUGGGCUAUCCUCGACUUUGGCAUCAGAGUUGUCAUGGCGCCUUCGUUCGGUGACAUUUUCAAGACAAACUGCUUCAAAAACGGUAUGCUCCCUCUCGAACUCCCGCAAGCAGAUCUCGAUGCUCUGUAUGAGGACGCCCUGUCAGGUCAAGAAAUCACUCUGGACUUGGAAAACGAACAGGUCAUCCGACCCGGCGAUCACCCUGCCAUCAAAUUCAGCAUUGACCCCUUCCGGCGCCACUGCCUCCUCAAUGGUCUGGACGACAUUGGUCUAACACUUCAACACAAGGAGGAUAUUGAAAAGUUCGAGGAGAGACGAACGGCUGUCUGGCCAUGGCUGGAUGGAGUCGGGUACGCCAAAAAGGGCCAGAAGGUCGUGGCUGUUCCUUCGGGACCGACCAAGAAGAAAAUGGAGUGGUAGAGAGUUUCAUGACCAUGAAUGCAGAUGUGACGAGAUCAAACUUUUGU
This is a messenger RNA of Kockovaella imperatae, 2509 nucleotides long. RefSeq names its product putative 3-isopropylmalate dehydratase. Gene Ontology annotation, biological process: L-leucine biosynthetic process. Gene Ontology annotation, molecular function: 3-isopropylmalate dehydratase activity; 4 iron, 4 sulfur cluster binding. The coding region runs from base 171 to 2462 and encodes 763 amino acids. The transcript has 5 exons. The record is from RefSeq and is a predicted model, not a curated record. Gene Ontology annotation, cellular component: 3-isopropylmalate dehydratase complex. Lineage: Eukaryota; Fungi; Basidiomycota; Tremellomycetes; Tremellales; Cuniculitremaceae.